AUGUCGUGGCGUAACCAAGGCAUCACGGGCUCUAACAACAUCCCUUUAGGGAAGAGACGGUUUGCUGGUGAUGAGGACGAUAGUCGCACCGCGACUCCUGCGUCCGCCGCUGGGGAUCACCGUGGUAGAAGUCCUGUUCGAGCCGACCCUCCAGCUGACGGCAUCAAGAGACGCAAGAAGCGCAACCGUUGGGGCGAUGCUCAGGAGAACAAGGCCGCUGGUCUGAUGGGCUUGCCCACCAUGAUCAUGGCCAACUUCACCACCGAGCAGCUCGAGGCUUAUACUCUCCACUUGCGUAUUGAGGAGAUUAGCCAGAAGCUCAGGAUCAACGAUGUUGUCCCCGCGGAUGGCGACAGGUCCCCAUCUCCCCCGCCGCAAUACGAUAACUUUGGAAGACGUGUAAACACUAGGGAAUACCGCUACCGCAAACGCCUUGAGGAUGAGCGUCACAAACUCGUGGAAAAAGCGAUGAAGACCAUUCCUAACUAUCACCCGCCCUCUGACUACAGGCGUCCCACUAAGACCCAGGAGAAGGUCUAUGUGCCAGUGAAUGACUAUCCAGAAAUUAACUUCAUUGGCUUACUCAUAGGUCCCCGUGGAAAUACUUUGAAAAAGAUGGAGACCGAGUCUGGUGCAAAGAUUGCUAUCCGUGGAAAAGGCUCCGUCAAGGAAGGAAAGGGCCGGUCUGACGCCGCUCACGCUAGCAACCAGGAAGAAGAUCUUCAUUGUUUGAUCAUGGCAGAGACUGAAGAGAAGGUUAACAAAGCAAAAAAGCUGGUGCACAACGUUAUUGAGACGGCUGCCUCUAUCCCCGAAGGCCAAAACGAGCUCAAGAGGAACCAACUUCGUGAGCUGGCUGCUCUUAACGGUACACUUCGUGACGAUGAGAACCAGGCUUGCCAGAACUGUGGUCAAAUCGGUCACCGAAAGUACGACUGUCCUGAACAGCGAAACUUUACCGCCAACAUCAUCUGUCGCGUCUGUGGCAAUGCCGGUCACAUGGCUCGCGAUUGUCCUGACCGCCAGAGAGGCAGCGAUUGGCGCAACAAUGGCGGCUUCGACGGUGGCCGUAGGGCUAUUGGCGGCGGUGAUGCUGUUGACCGGGAGAUGGAGCAACUCAUGAACGAAUUAUCUGGUGGUGCUCCUGGACCUGAUGGCCAACCCAUGCGCCGGAUUGAAGGUGGCCCCGAUGGUUACGACGACGGAGAUAUGAAGCCCUGGGAACGCCGUCCUCCCGCAGGGGAUGUGGCUCCCUGGCAGCAACGCGGCGGCGGCCGCGACAACCGUCGGGACGACUAUGGAUCUCGCGACAACGGCGGUGCGGCACCUUGGGCUUCGCAAGGCCGUGGCGGCAACGAUUACGGUUAUGCAGCUGCCGGGUACGGCGCUCCUGGAGCCGCUGCACCCUGGCAACAGGCAGCCCCUCCUGCACCUGGACAAGCCGCUUAUGGGUAUGGGGGCUACCCCGGGUACCCCCCUGCUGCCCCUGGUAUGGCUCCUCCUGGCGCUCCUCCGGGUCUUGGUGUUCCCCCCCCUCCACCCGGAAUGCCCUCAAUGUACUAUGGCGCAAGUGGCAGUCCACCCCCACCUCCUCCUGGCGAAGGACCCCCUCCUCCGCCUCCAAGUGACCAGCCUCCGCCCCCUCCUCCUCCCGCUUAA
Messenger RNA from Aspergillus puulaauensis, 1659 nucleotides. RefSeq names its product putative zinc knuckle transcription factor/splicing factor MSL5/ZFM1 (gene bbp). Gene Ontology annotation, biological process: regulation of mRNA splicing, via spliceosome. Lineage: Eukaryota; Fungi; Ascomycota; Eurotiomycetes; Eurotiales; Aspergillaceae. Gene Ontology annotation, molecular function: zinc ion binding; mRNA binding. Gene Ontology annotation, cellular component: nucleus. The record is from RefSeq and is a predicted model, not a curated record. The transcript is spliced from 7 exons. Bases 1 to 1659 code for a protein of 552 amino acids.